Molecule: messenger RNA, 1164 nt
Organism: Paraglomus occultum
Lineage: Eukaryota; Fungi; Glomeromycota; Glomeromycetes; Paraglomerales; Paraglomeraceae
Source: the annotation of a GenBank genome assembly
AUGGUUAAUGAAGCAUUAGCAAAACAGAAAUCUGAAUACGAUGCUGAGAUAGAAAAAUUAAGAAAGGAAGUAUUGCAAAGCAAUGGGGCUUUGCCCCUUCAAUCCCAAAAAACGCAAAAAACUCAGGCACCAGUUUCGCAAACAGUUGAACCAGUUAGACAACCAAAAGGUCCUCCGUCAAAUUUAAAAACGGAAGGAGAUUAUGAAAAAUAUUAUUUAGCUAAAUUCUUUAAUAAUUUAGGUAUAUAUGGUAAUGAAGAUAUAGAUUCAAAUUAUCCUAAAAAACCAUUUCAAAGAUCUCGUCCACAGCAAAAAGAUAACUCUAUUAGAUUAGAGGAGAAAGUAGACGAAAUUGGGCAUAUGUUAUCUCAUCUUAAUAUAAACAAUCAACCCAAAAAACCGUUAGCCAAAUCAAAUCGAACACAACGAUAUUAUCCGUUUCAACCAAUAAAUUACUUAGAUGAAGAAAAUAGUGGAUAUAAUGAAGAAGAUAAUAUAUGGGGUGAACCCCCAUUGCUUUACAAUAAACUUUUUCCAGAAUCAGAUGACCAAUUAUUUCAAUUAUUAUCUCCAGCAUUACGAGAAAAAAUUACCAAUCCAUUAACAAAAAAUAAAUGGGUUGAAUCUCUUGAAUAUAUGCAAUGUAAAAUAGAAGAUAUAAAUAUUCCAGAGGCAUUUUCAGAUACUGCAUCUGAAUGUGUUCUUAUGAACAAAGCAUUAAAUAAUGCAUUAGGGUGGGAUCUUGGAAUUGCACCAAAUUUUAUUCUUACUCAUAAUUCAGAUCACGUAACCAAAUUAAUAGGAGGACAUAAAGAUGUUGCAAUAUCUAUAAAACAUAAGAAUGGGUGGCUUACAGUAACGGUAAAUAUUGUAGUUAUUGAUGAUAAAGAAACAGAUUAUCUUCUUUGUUUAGGAAUGCCAUUUAUCCAAAAAGUUAAAGGAAUUCCAGAUUCAGAUAAACAUGAAUUCCGAAUGACAGUUCGUGGAAAAUCUUACAUUAUCCCAACUUUUAUUAAACCAAAUGAAGAUAUUAACGAGAAGCAACCUUCAAGUAAGAUAUCAAGCUGUUGUACUACAGUAAUACGGGAUACCGCUCAAGAUACAGAGUCAUCAAAAACAUUGGAUUCCGAUUCAUCUAGUGAAGAGUUAAAAAAAAAUGCGUAA